AUGAAAUUCCUCACACUGAGGUCCUACCAACAGGCGUGGGUCUUAACGCAGCAGAGUGCAAAGGGAGCACUUCCCGACAAUACACUGCGGAUUUGGCUUCCCCAUCAAUCGGAUGUGAGCAGAGCUAGGCCCGAGUCGACCAUGGGCCCCAUACCGUUGUGCGUGUUGCCCCUUCUAUCUCUGGCCGUGCUGUCUGCUGCAACUGCAGUACACGAUGACUACACCUGGCCACAGUGGGACGUGCCUCGGGUGAGGAACAGACGUACCACCUUCCUCUCCAGCCCCCACUUCUCAGCAAAGCCUCAGCCAGAGCUCAGUGCCACAUGUGGGAUCGAGUGCCAGCGCCGCCUCCCUGUGCCUUCUCUGGAUGACGUGGAGCAGUUUUUGUCCUACGAGACCGUCUACGAAAAUGGCACACGCACCUAUACUUCAGUGUCAGUACAGGGGCUCGAUGAGGCCACCGCCUGGGCCAAAAAUGCCACUUCCCACUCUCGUCACAAGAGAGAGGUUUACGGAACAGACUCCCGCUUCACUAUUUCAGACAAGCAGUACUCUACUAAAUACCCUUUCUCCACCUCUGUCAAAAUCUCCACUGGAUGCUCGGGGGUCCUAGUGUCGCCUAAACAUGUACUAACCGCUGCCCACUGCAUCCAUGAUGGGAAGGAUUACCUGGGUGGGGUGCAGAAACUGCGAGUUGGCAUCCUGAAAGAGAAGUCCAAACGUGGGAAAGGGGCAAAGGGCGGUCGAGGGAAGGGCAAAAAGAGGAAGGGAGAAAGGCCAGAGGAGGAUCCCCAAGUGGAUGGUACAGAGAAAACAGAACGGAAAGGGAAAGGCAAAGGCAGAAAGAGCCGGAGCAGGCGCAGCGUCGAACCAGGGAAACCAUCUUUUAAGUGGACCAGGGUGAAGAAGACCCAAGUACCCAAAGGCUGGUUCAAAAGUGUUUCUAAUGGACUGGCUGCGGAUUAUGACUACGCACUUCUGGAGCUGAAGAAGGCCUCCAAAAUCAAACACAUGGAUCUUGGUGUGAUCCCGUCGGUGAAGAAACUCCCUGCUGGAAGGAUACAUUUUUCGGGUUUUGACGACGACCGACCAGGCAACUUGGUUUAUCGCUUCUGCUCAGUCUCCCAGGAGUCCAGCGACCUUCUGUACCAGUACUGCGACGCCAAGCCGGGCUCCAGCGGCUCUGGGGUCUACAUCCGACUGAAGGAGCCUGGAAAGAAGAAGUGGACGAGGAAGAUCAUUGGGGUGUUCUCGGGGCAUCAGUGGGUGGAUGUCAAUGGGAAUGGAGCUCAGCAGGACUUCAACGUGGCAGUCAGGAUUACCCCACUCAAGUACGCUCAGAUCUGUGAGUGGGUGCACGGGGACUCGAGUAAGUGCAGCCGUGUGGCCUAA
This is a messenger RNA of Knipowitschia caucasica, 1392 nucleotides long. Lineage: Eukaryota; Metazoa; Chordata; Actinopteri; Gobiiformes; Gobiidae. The record is from the annotation of a GenBank genome assembly.